This is a messenger RNA of Pistacia vera, 947 nucleotides long. RefSeq names its product phosducin-like protein 3. The transcript has 4 exons. Gene Ontology annotation, biological process: protein folding. Lineage: Eukaryota; Viridiplantae; Streptophyta; Magnoliopsida; Sapindales; Anacardiaceae. Bases 94 to 852 code for a protein of 252 amino acids. The record is from RefSeq and is a predicted model, not a curated record. Gene Ontology annotation, cellular component: cytoplasm.
AGAACCCGAACGGGACCAAGACAUUAGACAUAUCUCUGCAGAUCAAAGGAGGCCAUUGAAGAAGCUGAGCAAGCAAAUUAAUCUAUUUGAAAGAUGGGAGAUUAUCACUUUGUAUAUAAAGACGUGGAAGGUGCAUCGACACAAUGGGACGAUAUUCAAAGAAAGCUUGGAAAUUUACCACCUAAGGCACCGGCCUUCAAGCCACCUCCUUUCGAACCGGCACCCGACCAAGACUCGAUCCCCAAAGACAAGUCAUGGGUCGAUCAGAAAACCGAAGAAGAGCUCGAAGAGUUGGAGGACGAUCCCGAUCUUGACGAUGAUCGCUUCCUUGAAGAAUACAGGAAAAAGAGAUUAGCUGAGAUGAGAGAAGCAGCUAAGCUUUCGAGGUUUGGAUCUGUGAUGCCAAUUUCAGGAUCAGAUUUCGUACGAGAGGUUUCUCAAGCUCCCCCUGAUGUUUGGGUUGUUGUGAUACUCUACAAGGAAGGAUUUCCAGAGUGUGGGCUGCUGAUGCAAUGCUUGGAAGAAUUGGCGCGAAAAUACCCGGCAACAAAAUUUGUUAAAAUAAUAUCAACUGAUUGUAUUCCUAACUACCCAGAUUGCAACCUUCCUACUCUAUUGGUGUACAACAAUGGUGCCGUCAAGGCAAAUUAUGUGGGUUUGCAUAAUUUUGGCCGGAAAUGCACACCUGAGGGUGUUGCGUUAGUUCUCUGUCAAUCAGAUCCUGUACUAAAUGAUGGUCAGAAUGGAGGUGAUCCAUCGAGAAAAACUGUGAUUGACGGAGUGCGAAGGAGUUUUAUAGAGAAAGUUGUGGCAGAGCAUGAAGAUGAUGACGAUGGAUCAUCAAGUGAUUAGAAUUUCAGUAAUUUCUUUUGGAUUAGCCGGGAGGAGAAGAGAAAUAUUGUGCUCGUAGAUCACAAAGCACAUUUAUUUUGUGGGUUUUAUUUUUU